AUGAUGGGUCUGUGGCUCCCCAGAGUCCCCGGUGUGGCAGCUGUGGUCCUGACACUGAUGGCGCUGAGCCCUCCAGUGGCUUUGAUCAGGGACCCCCGACCACAUUUUCUGGAGCAGCUGAAGGCUGAGUGUCAUUACCUCAAUGGGACAGAGCAAGUGAGGAGUGUGACCAGAUUCAUCUAUAACCAGGAAGAGUUUGCACGCUUUGACAGUGACAUUGGGAAGUUCCUGGCAGUGACUGAGCUGGGGCAGCCCAUAGCUGAGGACUUGAAUAGCCAGAAGGAUGUCCUGGACAAUUAUCGGGCCUCAGUGGACAGGUGCAGGAAUAACUACAGACUGGUUGAUUGGUUCCUGUUGAACUUAAAAGCUGAGCCCCAGGUGAGUGUGUACCCGACAAAGACUCGGCCCCUGGAGCACCACAACCUCCUGGUCUGCUCUGUGAGUGGCUUCUACCCGGGGAACAUUGUAGUCAGAUGGUUCCGGAAUGACCAGGAGGAGAAGGCUGGGGUCGUGUCCACGGGCCUGAUCGGGAAUGGAGACUGGACUUACCAGACCCUGGUGAUGUUGGAGAUGGUUCCUCAGAGUGGAGAGGUUUAUACCUGCCAGGUGGAGCAUCCCAGCCUGACCAGCCCUGCCACAGUGGAGUGGAGGGCUCAAUCUACAUCUACACAUAACAAGAUAUGGAGUGGAAUUAUAUUCGUGCUGGGUCUGCUGUUGCCUAUAGGGCAAUGCUUCUACUUCAGGAAGCUGAGAGAUGUAGAAAUCUGAAGAAUCAGAAAAGCAGAGCAGCCAGCCACUAGAAUCCUUACCUCAAACAAUGCUCAGACCAAAGGGCAACCCUGUCCCUAAAAACCCUCAGACUGCCUGAGCUCCUGUCCCUUCCCACCUUAUAUCCCUCUCCCUGCCCAGCCAUAGCCUCCUGUCUCCACCUCUCUAGUUCUGGGAUUAAAUGCCUGCCAUUCCUAAGUGCUGGGAUCAUCUUUGUGUGAGCUAUGCUUUUCUUAUAGACAGAUUCAAUCUUGUGUAGCCCAGGGAACUCUCAGAGAUCCAUCUGCCUCUGUCUCCUGUCUCCUGAGUGCUAGGAUUAAAGGUGUGGCCACCACUGCCUGGCCUCUAUGGCUAACUAGUGGCUCAGCUUUACACUGUGAUAUUCAGACAAGCAUUAUUUGUUACAGCAUAAACAAAAUAUCACCACACAUUUGUCUGUUUAUUUUUUUACUUCCUAAAUAUAUGGUUAUAUAAAAAAUGAAACAAUUACAUUUGGUAUUCUUUGAAAUCCUAAUACUUUUUGUUUAUUUAUUUUGCCAGUUUUUUACUACCCAACACCAUAAUGUCCUAGCUACCAAGUGGGGAGGUUCCAAAUGCUCUACCCCACAGCUGUCUUUUCCCAGAUUAAAUAAAUUGCUUUUUAUUACAUGUUUCCUAAGAAAUCAGU
This is a messenger RNA of Phodopus roborovskii (desert hamster), 1435 nucleotides long. Its product is annotated as H-2 class II histocompatibility antigen, E-D beta chain-like. Gene Ontology annotation, cellular component: late endosome membrane; MHC class II protein complex; lysosomal membrane. Gene Ontology annotation, biological process: immune response; antigen processing and presentation of exogenous peptide antigen via MHC class II; peptide antigen assembly with MHC class II protein complex. NCBI's taxonomy places the organism in Eukaryota, Metazoa, Chordata, Mammalia, Rodentia, Cricetidae. The record is from RefSeq and is a predicted model, not a curated record. The coding region runs from base 1 to 768 and encodes 255 amino acids. Gene Ontology annotation, molecular function: MHC class II protein complex binding. The transcript has 5 exons.